UGAAAUGGCGACUUGCACAGGUUAUGGACUGACAUUAAGUGUUCUGCGAGCGGUGUGUGUGGGGGGUGUUUAUACCGGCAUUGGUGUGCGAGUAAGAGGUUGUCCCAAGCUGUUUAUUGGUUUCAGAUCACUGAUGAUUGCAGUACAUCGACUGCAAUCAUUGGAACUUUGUAAAGUGUUGUCGCCUGUUGUGAUUCAAGUACGAAACAUAAGUCAGAGGAAGACAAGAUACAAGGCUCCACAUGUUGCCAAAGAUACAUCAAAAUGGACAAAAGCAUUGAAACAGAAAGAAGUGGUUGUCAAAGACCCUCGUCGAACAAAUUCGCCUGUAUGGCUUUCCCGUGUUCCAGUCGAUGAUGUGUGGAUACGUUCAUAUUAUCCUCAAAUUAAAUUAUCCAUUGAAGAGAGUAUCAUCCGCCACAAAGAAUAUGCAGACCCCACCAUGCUUGAUAAUUUAGAAGGCUUUAUCUAUGCUGACAUGGAACUUGACAUGAAGACAACAAAAAAGACUAAAUUCUUGAGCAAUAUCAAGGGAACAGUUUUACUUCCUCAUCAGUUUGAACAAACGCUGAACCAGAAAAUUGCUAUUUUCUGCAAGAAAGCAGAAGACUUAGAAAUGGCAAAGAAGUUGGGAGCAAAUUUCUUUGGAUGUGAAGAUUUAGUGAAACAGAUUUCUACUGGGAUGAUAAGCAAAGAGGAUAUAGAUGUAGCCCUUUGCACUCCAGAUGCACUGACUGACCUCAUCUCAAUCAGAUCCAUACUUCGAGACAAAUUCCCAGUGAAGGGCAAAGGUAACCUCAGUUCUAACAUUGAGGAGAUGUGGAAUCUGUACACUAAAGGAGUAACUUAUAUUUCCACAAAGGAGUCAGAAGCAGUUGGCAAGCUACAGGUGCCCCUAGGACAGUUAAAGAUGCCUGUGGAGCAGCUGAAGGAAAAUUUCCUAGCAUAUGUGGAUAGCAUUUGUGAAGGGAGGUCAAAAGCUCUUGGUCCAUUUAUUACAAAGGUUUUUAUUGUGGCACCCCCCUCUACAGAAAAGUUUUUGCUGAAGGUCGAAGACUAUGUGCCAGGACACACAAAAGCAGCUGCAGAGCAGGCAGCAGAAGAGGAAAGUUCAGACAGUGAUGACGAAGAAACAGCUGCAAGAAAAAAGAGAAAGUGAUUCUGUUGUGUUCACUCUAUGAAGGAAUGUGCAUUCACCUAUAUGCAUUUAUGGAAGAGAUCAUGCAUGAACUAUGCAUCAGAUGGCAGUACAGUGUGCUUGAGAUGAUAAAAAGAUGAGACAUUUGAAAUGGAUUUCUGUUACAUGAUAUAAAAUAUGCUUCACAAACAGG
This is a messenger RNA of Pomacea canaliculata, 1331 nucleotides long. Its product is annotated as 39S ribosomal protein L1, mitochondrial-like. The record is from RefSeq and is a predicted model, not a curated record. The coding region runs from base 5 to 1159 and encodes 384 amino acids. The transcript has 9 exons. NCBI's taxonomy places the organism in Eukaryota, Metazoa, Mollusca, Gastropoda, Architaenioglossa, Ampullariidae.